UUUUCCGCGUUACUUUCUUUCGCUUCUUCAUUCGGUGUGGAAGCCGCUGGUGCAGGACACACGCUUGAACAUCCUUAUUGUUAAGCCGCCGCAUAACUGGACUUGUUUUGUUGUUGUUGUUGUUGUUGUUGUACUUUCUGUUCUGCGUUCCCGCUUAUACACCAGCAUCUCCUGUAUCAGUGCGAGUUCUUUCCCUUACACCUCCUGGUGCACAACCGUGAGCUUUCUCGCCAUCCGCACAGGGAGUAGUUUUUCCUCCCGUACGGCGGAACGAAAACCCAUGCGGUUGCCCCUCUUCCGUUCACAAAUCCUGCCGUAAACUCCCCUCUCCUGGCCCCUAUGGCUGCGUUCCCAAACCCGCGUGUUAUCUACUGUAUUGUGUGAACCUGGUCCUCGUGCAAUGAGCGCGUGCACCCUGAUCACUCCGCGCUGUAUACAGGGGCUCGGGGCAGCGGCGCUGCAGGACAGGCGGAACGCACGUGCACCAUCGGAGCUCUGAUCACUGGAGGAAAAGUGCACUGAUGAAACGCUUUAUUGUGUGAAAACAGAAAAGAAAUUGGUAAAGCGACUGGAAGAAAAGCACCGCUGUGGCUGAGAGCAAAGUUUCAGAAACUUCUGUUCAGACUCGGCUGUUAUAUCCAAAAGAACUGUGGAAAGUUUUUAGUUGUGGGCCUUUUAAUAUUUGGAGCUUUCGCUGUAGGUUUGAGGGCAGCUAAUCUGGAGACCAACGUGGAGAACCUCUGGGUGGAAGUGGGUGGCAGGGUAAAUCAGGAGCUUAAAUACACACGGCAGAAUAUCGGCGAGGAGGCCAUGUUUAACCCUCAGCUAAUGAUCCAGACUCCACGGCAGCACGGUGCUAACAUCCUGACAGUGGAGGCACUCAAGCAGCACCUGGACUCUGCCAUUAAAGCAAGCAGAGUGCAUGUUUACCUGUACAGCAGGAAAUGGAAAUUAGAUCACUUAUGCUACAAAUCAGGAGAACUCAUCACAGAAAACAAUUUUGUGUACCAGAUCAUUGAAAAUCUGCAUCCGUGUCUGAUCAUCACUCCUCUUGACUGCUUCUGGGAAGGUGCUAAGCUACACUCAGGCAUUGCCUAUCUCCCUGGUAGACGCGCUCUACAGUGGAUGAACUUUGACCCAAUGGAGCUGAUUGCGGAUAUGCAGACCAAGACCAAAAUUGUGGGCAGUUGGGAAAAAAUACUGGCCAAGGCCGAGGUGGGCCGUGGCUACAUGGACCGUCCCUGUAUCAACCCUGCUGACCCAGACUGCCCAUUAUCAGCUCCCAAUAAAAACUCCACACGGCCAUUGGAUAUUGGCCGAGUGUUAACCGGUGGCUGUCAUGGCGUCUCGAAAAAGUAUAUGCACUGGCAGGAGGAGCUCAUCAUCGGAGGAACCACAAAAAACGAUAGCGGCAGGCUUCUCAGUGCCCAGGCUCUGCAGACCAUGUUCCAGCUUAUGACACCUAAACAGAUGUACGAGCACUUUAAGGGCUACGAUGAGGUCUCGCACCUGAACUGGAACGAGGAGAAAGCGUCUGCCAUCCUGGAAGCUUGGCAGAGGAAGUACUCUGAGGUGGUCCAGCAGAGUGUGUCUAUCAACUCCUCUCAGAAAGUACUGACGUUUACCACCACUACUCUAGAGGACAUCCUUAAAUCCUUCUCAAGCGUCAGCGGGAUCCGGAUCGCCAGUGGUUACCUGCUCAUGCUUGCCUACGCAUGCCUGACCAUGCUACGCUGGGACUGUGCCAAAUCCCAGGGAGCGGUGGGGCUGGCUGGAGUGCUGCUGGUCACUCUGUCUGUCGCUGCCGGACUUGGUCUCUGUUCUCUCAUUGGCAUGACCUUUAACGCUGCUACCACUCAGGUGCUGCCAUUCCUUGCUCUCGGCGUUGGAGUGGAUGAUGUCUUUCUUCUCGCUCAUGCUUUCAGCGAAACCGGCCAGAACAGGAGAAUCCCAUUUGAGGACCGUACAGGCGAGUGUUUGAAGAGAACAGGGGCCAGCGUGGCUUUGACCUCCAUCAGUAACAUCACUGCUUUCUUUAUGGCUGCACUCAUUCCCAUUCCAGCACUCCGGGCGUUCUCUCUACAGGCUGCAGUUGUGGUGGUGUUUAACUUCGCCAUGGUGCUGCUCAUCUUUCCCGCUAUACUCAGCAUGGACUUGUAUCGCAGAGAAGAUCGCCGCUUUGACAUCUUCUGCUGUUUCAUCAGCCCGUGCUCUAACCGUGUAAUCCAGCUGGAGCCCCAGGUGCUGGGCGAUGUAGGCCACUGCACACCUCCUCCCUCCUACAGCAGCCACGGCUUCUCUCAGCACACACACAUCACCAUGCAGUCGACGGUGCAGCUGCGCACCGAGUACGACCCGCGCACGCAAGCCUACUACACCACCGCCGAGCCGCACUCCCGUAUCUCCGUGCAGCCCCUCCAUCCCAACCACAACAACAACAACAACAACAACAACAACACCAGCUCCACACGAGACCUCCUGAACCAGUCCGGCGAGGUGGCAUCAGGGCACACGGAGCCAUCCUGUUCACGCUGGACCUUCGCGUCGUUUGCAGAAAAACACUACGCGCCCUUUCUGCUGCAGCCCACCACAAAGGUGGUGGUGAUUGUGCUCUUCCUGGCACUGCUGUGUGUCAGUCUGUACGGCACCACACGGGUAAGGGAUGGCCUCGAGCUGACAGACAUUGUACCGCGCGAGACGGCCGAGUACGACUUCCUGGGUGCGCAGUUCCACUACUUCUCCUUCUACAACAUGUACGUGGUGACACAACGUGCAGACUACGCCCAGGCCCAGCCUCUGCUCUACGAGCUCCACCAGCGCUUCGGCACGGUCGGAUACGUGCUCCGUGACGAACGGGGACACCUGCCUCUCAUGUGGCUCCACUACUUCCGUGACUGGCUGCAAGGUCUCCAGGAUGCCUUCGAUAAGGACUACGAGGCAGGCAAGAUCACCCAGAAGGACUACGAAAACGGCUCGGACGACGGCGUACUGGCGUACAAGCUCCUGGUGCAGACGGGAUCCCGAGAGAAGCCGAUCAACCUCAACCUGCUCACCAGACACCGGCUGGUGGAUGCAGAUGGGAUUAUUAACCCCAAAGCUUUCUACAUCUACCUGACUGCAUGGGUCAGUAAUGAUCCAGUGGCCUAUGCAGCUUCUCAGGCCAACAUCCGGCCUCAUCCUCCGGAGUGGAUCCACGACCGCACCGACUCAAUUUCCAUCAGCAGGCUCACGAUUCCUGCGGCAGAACCUAUUGAAUACGCACAGUUUCCCUUCUACCUCAACGGGCUGCGCGAGACGCCCCAGUUUGUGGAGGCCAUCGAGAGCGUUCGCGCCAUCUGCAACAACUACAGUCGCCUGGGUGUACCCAGCUACCCAAACGGAUACCCAUUCCUGUUCUGGGAGCAGUAUGUCGGCCUGCGCCACUGGCUGCUGCUCUUCAUUAGCGUGGUGCUUGCUUGCACCUUUCUCGUGUGUGCUGUCUUCUUGCUUAACCCCUGGACCGCUGGCAUUAUUGUGUUGGUGUUGUCUCUGAUGACAGUGGAGCUGUUCGGCAUGAUGGGGCUGAUUGGCAUCAAGCUUAGCGCCGUACCCGUGGUCAUCCUCAUUGCUUCUGUGGGCAUUGGUGUGGAAUUUACCGUCCACGUGGCGCUGGCCUUCCUUACUGCCAUAGGAGACAGGAAUAAGCGGGCGGUUCUGGCCCUGGAGCACAUGUUCGCCCCUGUAUUGGACGGAGCCUUCUCAACCCUGCUUGGAGUGCUCAUGCUGGCAGGAUCCGAGUUUGACUUCAUAGUCAAGUAUUUCUUUGCUGUAUUGGCCAUCCUGACCGUGUUGGGGGUCCUGAAUGGCCUGGUGCUGCUCCCGGUCUUAUUGUCCUACUUCGGCCCUUAUCCUGAGGUGUCUCCGGUGGACGGACGUAGCCGAUUGCCAACUCCAACUCCAACUCCAGAACGUUAUCCUCCAGUGGUACACUUCACCAUGCAGCCCAACCACACCACCACUUCAACAACUGGAACUGGCUCAGACUCGUCAGACUCAGAAUACAGCUCCAACUCCACGGCCUCGGGCGUCAGCCAGGAGCUCAAGCACAACAACCUCCAGGCCAGUAGGGGGAGAGGCCCUAGAUCCGAAUGUGAUAACAUGCAGAUUAACAUCGGGCCCGAAAUAAAUGUUAAUCAUACAGAGCAAAGCAGUUCAUCUUCUCACCCAGCUGGGAGAAAUGAUUCCAAGCAUCAGAAUCAGCAGCAGCCACCACAUUAUCGCUCCACUCACCCUCCUCACACUCAGAAUGCAGGACCUCCGCUUUCUCGUCGACACAUUGGCCGGGAACCCAAGCGGGAUGUUGGGCCCAGACAGGCUCCUCCCCCUCAGAGGCGGCGCACGGACGCAUUUGAAAGUGCCGGCCCAUAUGGGCCCAGAGAACAUUCGGCGGCCCGCCAGCCUCACUCCCAUAACACUUACUCUCACUCCAUGCACCCCGGCUCAGGCCCUGCCUUCUGCCAGCCCAUCACUACUGUGACUGCAUCAGCCUCGGUUACAGUGGCUGUGCAUCCAGGCGUCCCUGGCCAGAGCGCCCCCUACCCCUGCUACCCUUCCAGUGACAGCUACCGCACUUCAGAGGGAGCUUACGCUCAUGACUCGCACUUCCCUGACCCGCAUGUCCCCUUCACAGAGCAGCGCUAUAGUGCAGACUCCACAGUGGAGGGCCUCGAGCUGCAGGAUUUAGAGGUCACUUCUCACACUGAGCACCACACGAGUGCCUCCAGCUGAGUGGCUAAAAUGUUGAAGCACAACUGGCCAAAGAUGGACAUGCGCUUUUUGAAGUGAAGGAGACACGGUGCUGCAGAGCGAGGGCACUUGGCGGUGCUUCACUCUGUUACUGUAUAGCUCUAAUAUACACCUACCUUAGAUAAAUCUAUAAAUAUUUAAAAAAUGUGUACACAUGUAAAUACAGGUGAAAGUAGCUAUAAUUGGACCUGGCUCAGUGUCAUCAGACUGGGCAGCGUGUGGAUGGGUGUGUGUGUGUGUGUGUGUGUGUGUGUGUGGGUGGUUACUGUCCCUCCAUUCAUGUGUGUAUCUGUGACACGAGGAAGCUUUGACACACUUUUCAGCAUCCACAUGUUGCUGCUUGAGAUGAUGUUGUAAUGUACCUGUAUAAUUCUAUGCAAUUUUAUUUUAUUAUAAGAGUGAGCCAGUAUGUACGUGUAUAUGUGUGUGUGUGUGUAUAUAUAUAUAUAUACAUACAUACAUAUACAUAUAUAUUAUGUAUGAGAGUAUGUGUGUGUGUGUGUGUGUGUGUGUGUGUGUGUGUGCACCCUAAACAAGCAUGUUGAUCCAUUUCAGGGCCUACAAACUGCAUCCUUUCAGCCGGCGUAUUCAAAAACAAAUAACCAAGUCCUCAUUUGGAUUUUUUUUUCACGUCUCAGAAAGUACCCGUGCAUUUCUACAGGGAUUUUUUGUAAACGAUAAUAAUAUAUUAGUUAAUAUAUUAACUGUAAUAACUGUGUAGUCUUUAUUUUAUGGACAUAUUAUCAGACCUCAUAACACGGAAAUCAGGUCCUUGAAUGCAUCACUGUGUGGGAACUGCGACCCGACACCGUGUGUUUGUGUGGGCGUGCACGUGCACGAUUGUGUGUUUUGUGUGUAUUGAAGUAGAAUGUAAUGUUUUAUACAAAUAACUCGCUUAUCACAAACCUGUGGUAGAUGGUAUAAAAACGAAAAACAGGAAAAAAAACGAAACAUUCGCUGUUAAUCGGUAAGGCACGCCAUGCGUGAGAAUUUCGAAAUGAAGAACGCGUAACGAGCAUUUGCAUGCGGCUCUGCUGUGCUCCACACGGGGAACGUUCCUCUGUCCUUCCGACUCGCUUUCAGCCGGUUGACUGUAAAAAAAAUUACAGUAAAUAACAAUAAUAAAAUGGCCAUUUAGUGCGAAGCCUUGCUUGCGCUCGAGGCUCAGAACUGAAAUACUUACUGUUGAAACAAUAAUAAAGUUGCUUAACAGUACAGGUGCAGUUGUCUACUGACUUGCAGUGGUACUGUACACUCUGUAGCAUUCUCUCCUCUCUUUUUUUUACAAUAGAAUGGCAUUAUAUUUUGUUUAGUUUUUUAUAUUCAAGCUAAUACAGCUCACACUAAUACAGCUAAACCUCACAUGGUGGAACCAGCUGUAGCUUCUCCGACAGCACAGUGACGUUCGCUCACAUUAUAACAUUUUUGAUAAGCUAUGUCGAUGAGCAGCAUGCGGGGUUUGACCACUAAAUGGCCGAACUUGACAAGCUUUUUCUGUGUUUUUUUUUUUUUUUUUUUUGUGGUCCAUCGUCCACCGUCUCUGGCCCCAGUUUAGCACGAGCGGCCUCUCUCCUCUGACCUCAGCUCAUGAAACUCUACAACACGAUGCCAUGACACUAAUUGGAAGUUCCUCCUCGACCGCCAAAUGGCGCAUACAAGCGCUUCUAGGGUCAAAGGUCACGGAGCCAAUUCACUCUGGGUCUGGUGUGUGUUAUGGGUAUACUAUGUGUGUGUGUGUGUGUUUGCGCGCGUGUAUGGUUUUUCCUUCGGCCAAAACACCCCUCCCCUCCCUUGUACGACUUCCUGUUAGACACGUACGUCAGUCUCCACUUUCUUUGUUCUUCCCGUUCUGGCCUUCCGUCUAGCGCUUGUGUGUGCUGCGUGUUUUGUGUUCUCCUGAAAUGUCACAUUGGCAGAAACCGGAGAGAAUCAUUGGCUGGCAACUAUUGUUAUUCAGUUUUUGUAUUGUAUUUUUUUUUUUCUUUUUUUUUUUUGCAAUAUUUAUAUUUUUGUAUUAUAAGAUAUUGUGUUUAAUAAUGGUCGUAAUGCCAGUUGUUAACAAUGCAGGGAUUUUUAUGUCUGUCUAAAAACACUAUUAUAAUUUUGUGUGUCAGUGCGUGUAUGUGUGUGCUCUUUUAUUAAAGGAUUUUGAUGUGUAUAAAGUGCUUACUAAUGUUAAAUAGGUAAAAGAGUAUAUAACAUUUUCAGUACAGAUUCUUCACAGCUCUUAGAGGAUUUUAAAAGGAAAAUGAUUUUUUGUUUUGUUUUGUUUUUUGUUUUGUUUUUUUACUACAAACUGCCAUUUUUUUUUUCCUCGGCCGGUGUGGAUGUAUGUUGUUUUCAGUUACAAAGAUAAAUGUAUGCCAUAUAAUUUAUUUAUAUGAAAAUUUAUUUUUGUAGUGUACAUAGUAGUUGUCAAGCUAUUUGACAGAAGUAUAUUUUUAAAGAGUUUAUAUGUAAUGCUACCAUUGUGUUUCUUUUUUUUAUUUUUUAUUUUUAUUUUGUGAGAACAUAACAGAGACAUUGAGUCAGUAAGGUGCACACUUUCAUUGCUAACUUGUUCUCAGACAGCUAAAGUGCCCUUUUACAGUGUUACCAUAGAACAGAGUGAGUGAACUCUGAUCAAACUGUGCUCGGGUUUUGUGAAAAGCUAGCCAUGAAAGUAGAAUUUAAAAAAGAUGUACUAGCUCUCUAAAUAAUAAUGUUCAAACACUGAUAGAAUUCUAACAAAUAAAAAUAUUAUAACUUA
Messenger RNA from Silurus meridionalis, 7534 nucleotides. It is a transcript of the gene ptch1, whose product is annotated as patched 1. Lineage: Eukaryota; Metazoa; Chordata; Actinopteri; Siluriformes; Siluridae. Gene Ontology annotation, biological process: smoothened signaling pathway. Bases 811 to 4767 code for a protein of 1318 amino acids. The record is from RefSeq and is a predicted model, not a curated record. Gene Ontology annotation, cellular component: plasma membrane. Gene Ontology annotation, molecular function: hedgehog receptor activity; smoothened binding; hedgehog family protein binding. The transcript has 24 exons.